Molecule: messenger RNA, 2184 nt
Organism: Dromiciops gliroides (monito del monte)
Lineage: Eukaryota; Metazoa; Chordata; Mammalia; Microbiotheria; Microbiotheriidae
Product: zinc finger protein 420-like
Exons: 5
Coding region: 178-1887 (569 amino acids)
Biological process (GO): regulation of DNA-templated transcription
Cellular component (GO): nucleus
Source: RefSeq, a predicted model, not a curated record
CAGGCCCUCCCUGAGAUCGUCCACCUGCGAACGGCUAAUCGCUGCCUCAGCUCCCUUCAGUCCUCGGCUCAGCGCGAGGUCCGUAGCCGGGCCAGGCCAGAAGACCCCCGAAGCUGAGAGAGGGCCAACAGCUGAAGACUCUGAAUUCUCCUGUAGGUGAAAGCAUUGAGUAAAGCCAUGGCCUCUGUACUCCUGCCUUCCAGGGCUCCCCUGGAAUUGGUGACGUUCAAGGAUGUGGCCGUGGACUUCACCAAGGAGGAGUGGGGAGACCUGGACCCUUCCCAGAAGGAGCUGUACAGGGAUGUGAUGCUGGAGAACUACCAAAACCUGGUCUGCCUGGGACUGACAGCUUCCAAACCAGAGGUGAUUUACCAUCUGGAGCACACGGAAGGUCCUUGGGCGCCUGAGGGAGAGGCCCCAGCAGCCAGCUGUCCAGGUAAAGCCUUGGAAUAUGCCAUCCUGCUAGAGAGGCAGAAAAGCAAUAAGGAGAAAUAUUACAAAUGUAAUGAAUGUGGGAAGGCUUUCUCUAGGAGCAUAAGACUUACUGAACACCAGAGAUUUCAUUCUGAAGAGAAGCCUUAUGAAUGCAAGGCAUGUAGGAAGGCCUUUCGUAAAAGGACAGAACUUACUAGACAUCAGAAAGUUCAUCGUGGUAAGAAAACUAAUGAAUGUAAAGAAUGUGGGAAGACCUUUCGCUGGUGGACAGGACUUAUUCGACAUCAGAUAAUCCAUACUAGAGCAAAACCUUAUGUGUGUAAGGAAUGUGGGAAAGCCUUUCCACAGAGAACUGCUCUCACUCUACAUCAGAGAGUUCAUACAGGAGAGAAGCCUUAUGAAUGUAAACAAUGUGGGAAGGCCUUCCGACAGAACAUACACCUUACCUGCCAUCAGAAAAUUCACACUGGAGAGAAGCCUUAUGUAUGUACUAAAUGUGGAAAAUCCUUCAACUGCAACUCAUCCCUUACUUCCCAUUACAGAAUUCAUCUUGGUGACAGACCUUAUGCAUGUAAGGAAUGUGGGAAGGCCUUCCGCCGGAGCACACAGCUUACUCGACAUCAGAAAAUUCACACUGGAGAAAAGCCCUAUGAAUGUAAUCAGUGUGGGAAGGCCUUCCCUCAGAGCACUGCUCUUACUCUACAUCAGAGAAUUCAUACAGGAGAGAAACCUUAUGAAUGUAAACAAUGUGGGAAAGCCUUUAGACAGAACACACAUCUUACCUGCCAUCGGAAAAUUCAUACUGGAGAGAAGCCUUAUGUAUGUACUAAAUGUGGAAAAUCCUUCAACUGCAACUCAUCCCUUACUUCCCAUUACAGAAUUCAUCUUGGUGAGAAACCUUAUGAAUGUAAGGAAUGUGGGAAGGCUUUCCGCCGGAGCACACAGCUUACUCGACAUCAGAAAAUUCACACUGGAGAAAAGCCCUAUGAAUGUAAUCAAUGUGGGAAGGCCUUCCAUAGGAGUACAAUACUUACUCAACAUCAGAGAAUUCACACUGGAGAGAAACCUUACCAGUGUAAUGAAUGUGGGAAGGCUUAUCGCUGGAGCACGGGACUUACUCGACAUCAGAGAAUUCAUACUGGAGAGAAGCCUUAUGAAUGUGACCAAUGUGGAAAGAACUUCUAUCAGAAGACAGGACUUACUGAACAUCAGAAAAUUCAUACUAAAGAGAAACCUUAUGAAUGUCUUGAGUGUGGGAAGGGCUUCCAUCAGAGGACAGGACUUUCUGCUCAUCAGAGAAUUCAUACUGGUGAGAAGCCACAUGAAUGUCACGAAUGUGGAAAGGCCUUUCGCUGGAGCACGGGACUUACUCGACAUUAUCAGACAAUUCAUGGUGGAGAGAAAUCCUAUGACUAUAGAAAUACCUUCCAUCAGAAGACAGGAUUGGUUUGACAUGAGAAUUUAUCCUAUUAUAAACAUAUGCAUGUAGUAUUUGUUAUAAGACUUUCCUUCUUCAAGAACAAAUAAAUCAAUCAUCAUCAAAGAAUUCACAAUGGAAAGAAAUGUUAGGGAUAUACAGUCUUAUUAAGCAAUGCACAUCAGAAAGAUUUUAGCCAAUUUUGCUGAAAAAUGUAGAUCCAGGCUGAAAGGAAAGGUAAUGGACAGAAUAAAUCUCAAAUUUCUCAUAUUAACUUUUUUUGUUCUUUUAAGUAUGUAAAUAUAAAACUAUUUAUUGACUGCUAUUCCUCA